AUGAUCUUAAGUGGCAAGGCUGUGGAAAUUUCAUUCUACAAUGCUGAUGCUGACACUAGGGUUCUUUCUUGUGUUAUAUACAGGAGCACUCUUGCGAACAAGCCUGGCAGUAUCCAGGGCUCCAUAACUUAUCAUAACAAGAAUGAAUUGGUAGAGGAUAAAGAAAAUGUAUAUCCCCAGCCUGUUCAACAAAGAGUACUUCGGAGCAAUACCAAUGCCAGCAAAAGAAAGUCGGGUGAUGAUGAUUGCCCACUUCCAGCUAAGAAUCAGCUCCAGAUUUUAGUUCAGUUGCCGAUCAACAUUUUCAAUCAAUUGACACCUCGUACUGCCAUUACCUCACCACAAUCAUCACCUCCUAAUGAUGACAUACCAUCAAGAGUACCUCCUUCGAACCCUCUGCCAUCGCCACAAUUUUCUUUUGAUACAAGUUCAAGUGAUGAGGACCUUAUUCCAUCAAAACUUCCCUCAAUUCCUUAUCAAGGAUCUUUUGAUGAAUCUAAUACAGAUAGGCAAAAGGGAGAGGAGAGCGACAGAGAGAAGGACAAUGAGCAGGCUGCGCAAGAGGGUGACUCAAGACAUGGUGACCAUUCUUCACCAAGACUUUCUUCUUUGCAUUCACCUCCACCCUCACCUCCACCUCCAGGAUCUUCUGUUGAAUCUGAUGAGGGUGAGGAGAGUGAGAGAGAGGAGGAGGAUAAUGAGCAGACUGUGCAAGAGGGUGACGCAAGACGUGAUGACCAUUCUCCACGAAGACUUCCUUCCUUUCCUUCACCGCCACCUUCACCUCCACCUCCAGGAUCUUCUGAUGAAUCUAAUAAAGAUAGGGAAACAGGAGAGGAGAGUGAGAGCGAGGAGGAGGAGGAGGAUGGUGAGCGGGAUGAGCAUGAGGAUGACACAAGAGGUGAUGACCAUACUUCACCACGACUUUCUCCAGCUUCUCUUUUUAUAGUGUUAAUAAUUUAUUAUUUUUCAGGUGAAGGUGGGAGAGAGGAGAGUGAGAGAGAGGAGGCAGAUGAUGAGCAAGAUGAUCAAGAGGAUGAAGCAAGGCCUAAAAAGAGGGUGAAGAGGCAGCCUUUACGGCAAAAUACUUCUCAAAUAAGACUCUCUCGAAAAAUUGCACGGAACAAGGGCCAGGAGUACACCACAGCCACAGGCAAAACAGUCAGAGAAAAAGUGGCAGAGCGUCUGGUGGACUGCAGAAACAACUGUGCUGAGAAAAUUCCAAUUGAAGUUGCUGAGGACCUGUGUGAUAGUGUGUGGAAAAACCUAGGGGACGCCACUGCUCGCCGAAGGUACAUUGCUGGGCAAAUAAACAGGGUACCUAAAAAGUCCCAAAGAAUUAAUCUUGCAGCAUCAUCUAGAAAAAAAAGAGAAUUUUCCUAUGAGUAUUUUGCCUGCCUCAAUGGCAGUAACAUUAAGGUCUGUAAAGGUUGCUUCAUGAAAAUUUAUCAAAUCUCUAAAAAAGCUAUUGAAAUUAUUCACAAAUUAAAAAUUGCAAAUACUGCAGGCUUGCCUAAAAAAGAUGAAAGGGGAUCUACCAGUAAUGGUUUGGAAGAAAAUAGAUUACAGGAGGUUAUUGAUCAUAUUAAUUCAUUCCCCAAGUACCAAUCCCACUACUGUAGACAGAGAACAGAGAGUAAGUUUUUGGCCAGCAAUCUUACUGAAAAAACAAUGUAUGAAGAGUAUUGUAAGAUGGUAGAAAAAAAAGAAGUGGAUUUGCAACCAGUGUCUCGAUGGGUGUACUCUAGAGAAGUACAUAAACUUGGGUUGAAGUUCAAGGCAUUGCAUGCUGAUACAUGUCACCGUUGUGAUACGCUUGAAGCUGCUGUUAAGUAUUCUAAAACUGACGAAGAAAGAGAAGAAAACAAACAACAGCAGACACUGCACCACCUUAAAGCAGAAGCAGCUAUAGAGCAAAAGAAAGCUGAUAAAGCAAAGGCCAAAGAAAAUGUAACUGUUGAGACUAUCACAUUUGACCUUCAGCAAUGCUUGCCAACACCAAGCUUGUCAACUUCAAUAAUAUUUUAUCUCCGGCAGCUUUGGGUCUACAAUCUUACAAUACACAUCAUGUCAACAGGCCACAGCAUCCACAAUAUGUGGCAUGAAGCUGAAGGUGGAAGAGGUGCCAACCAGGUGGGUUCGGCCCUUUUUAAGUACAUCCUCUCUCUCCCUGAUGAAGUUGAACAUCUCAUUAUGUGGUCAGACACCUGUGGGGGGCAAAAUAAGAACUCAAUAAUAAAUUCAGCGUUGGUCACUGCUUUAAGUAGGAAGAAAACCUUAAAAGUGAUAGACCAGAAGUUUCUUGUCCCAGGACACACACAUCUGGAAUGUGAUGGUGAUCAUGCUGUCAUCGAGAACAAAAAGAGGCAAGCCCCUGAGAUCCAUGUGCCCAGGGAUUGGUACAAUCUUGUCAGGAAUGCCAGUAAGAAGUUCUCGGUUCAGCUAUUAAAAGAGCACCAGCUAGAUUUCAAAGCUUUGCAUACUGGCAAAACUAGUCCUCUUGUGAAAAGGAAAGUCACUACCACAAAGAUCAAAUUUGUGUGGAAAGAUGUUGUUUGGAUCAGGCACAGAAGAAACCUUGACCCUGGUGUUGUCGCCUUCAAGAAAACUCUAAAUGAAGAUGAUGACUUUGAGUAUUUAAACCUGAGGAGGAGGAAGAAAGGAGAGUUUGUGUUAGCACCAAAGAAAGCCUACAGUGGACCUAAGCCAAUUGGCUCUAAGAAGAAAAAAGACCUGUUAUCUAUGCUUCACCUCCUGGACCCAGAUUGCCACUCAUUCUACCAUUCACUUCCUUCUGAUGAUGCUGUGCCUGAGGAUCGGGAUCCUGACCUCCUUCCUUCCUCGGAUGAAGAAGACAGUGAAGAGGAAUAGGGUAGUUUUGCAGUUUUUAGUGUCAUGGGAAAAAGAAGUGCA
This is a messenger RNA of Frankliniella occidentalis (western flower thrips), 2913 nucleotides long. RefSeq lists its product as uncharacterized. Lineage: Eukaryota; Metazoa; Arthropoda; Insecta; Thysanoptera; Thripidae. The transcript is spliced from 9 exons. The record is from RefSeq and is a predicted model, not a curated record. The coding region runs from base 1 to 2871 and encodes 956 amino acids.